Messenger RNA from Cuscuta campestris, 813 nucleotides. NCBI's taxonomy places the organism in Eukaryota, Viridiplantae, Streptophyta, Magnoliopsida, Solanales, Convolvulaceae. The record is from the annotation of a GenBank genome assembly.
AUUCUUUAAGGUAGUGUUUGGCAACUAGCAUUUCAUUUCAAUUCAUGUAUUUCAAUUCCAAAAUUUGAAAUCCUGAAUUUCAAAUGACAAGGGGAGGUGCAUGGAUUUCAAAUUAAGCUUGGUUUUGAAUGUAAAGAAUUUGAUUCAAAUCCAAAUUCAAAAUGCUUAAGUUUCCCAAACAUGGAAUUUAAGCCAAAUCCAGAUUUGAAAUCCAAAUCCAUGUUCCCAAACAUACCAUAAAGGAAGUGGGUAUUGCUUGCUCUUCAGAUGGGGUGGUCUGCCUCAGGUGUCCCAAGCCACCUCAAACUUCUCAUAUCUACACAGAGAAUCUGUCUCCACCUUCCCUCAUAUGCUGGAAUCCGAGGAGAGAUAGAGUGGUGGCUUAGGGACUCGGAGAGUUGGGUUGAAAAAAGUACAAAGCGUCCACCUGCAUUGCAUUUGUGUCCCAUAGAUAUUGGGAAGCACAACAUGCUGUGCUUUUUGAAUGCUCCUAGGAGUAAACAGCCAACUUGCCCAUCAUGACGAAGGAAGUAAGGGCCAUUUUCUUGAGGGCUCAUGUUUGAUGCAUAUCUUACUGUUGAUGGACCUCUUGCACUUCUAUAUUUCCUUUGAAAAUGGUCAAAUCACAGAGUAUUGUAUGGUGUCUUCAGCUAUGCCAAACAGCUCCUUCUGGUUUUUUACAAGAGCAUCUUAAUAGCGCUAUUACAAUUGUCAACAGCUUACAAUUGAUCCGUUAUUAUGCUGCUCGCUAAGGUUCGAGUUGAUGGCGUUGAAAAAGAUCACCAAAAAGAUCAAUAAACUCUAUAAACAAAC